AUGAACGUGGCCCUUGCUGCGGGAGAUUCAAGAGAGCAUGAAUACCAUGCACAGGAGGAGAUACAGAACAGUAUGAGGGAUGGUUCCGGCCUUGUUGUCUACCUAUCAACAUUUCCCCUUCGUGGCAGAGACUCGAACCACCGGGCUCUCGUGUUUCCCCUACGUUGCCUAUGUCUUGACUCUCAUGCUGGAAGGGAAAUACCUAUGGCCAGUCGCAUGUCUGCUACGGAGGGUGGUUGGGCAAUAAUUGAGAAGUUGACCAAGGGUAUUGAAGUUGACAAGGGUAUUGCAGUUAGUCAUUAA
Molecule: messenger RNA, 303 nt
Organism: Nannizzia gypsea CBS 118893
Lineage: Eukaryota; Fungi; Ascomycota; Eurotiomycetes; Onygenales; Arthrodermataceae
Exons: 3
Coding region: 1-303 (100 amino acids)
Source: RefSeq, a predicted model, not a curated record